This is a messenger RNA of Solanum dulcamara, 3191 nucleotides long. Its product is annotated as protein QUIRKY. Lineage: Eukaryota; Viridiplantae; Streptophyta; Magnoliopsida; Solanales; Solanaceae. The record is from RefSeq and is a predicted model, not a curated record.
UUCUCUUUUUUUACAUCUUAGUUUCUUUUCUUAACUCUAACUCUUUCCAAAUCAUCUCUCCCUGAGAAAGAGAAGAAUAGCAACUACAUGCAUCAUUUGUUUGCAAGUAGUGCCACAAAAUAAAUUAGUCUCUUUCUUGAAUUUUCAUGCAUAGUUCACAAGUAGUACAAUAAUAUCCAAAUAAAAUGGGCACAGUGAGAAAGCUAAUAGUAGAAGUAAUUGAGGCGCGAAACCUUCUUCCCAAAGAUGGCCAUGGCACUUCAAGUUCUUACAUAGUUGUCAAUUUCUAUGGCCAGAGAAGGAAGACAAAGACGGUCACUCGUGAUCUCUGCCCCCUGUGGAAUGAAAUGUUGAAAUUUAAUAUCGGAAAACCCUCUGAUAUUUUUGGGGACAUGCUCGAGCUGUACGUCUAUCAUUGAAAGUUCAUUUGUCCCACAACCAAGAAUAAUUUCCUUGGAAUGAUCAAGUUAAGUGCUACGCAGUUUGACAAGAAAGGUGAAGAAGCAUUGAUCUAUUACCCUUUGGAGAAGAAAUAUUGGUUCAGUUGGAUUUCUGAUGAAAUUGGUCUGAAAAUUUAUUUUGUCAAACAAUUAAUUGUUUCGAAACUCACAACGGAUCCUAAUCAAUCACCACCAGCUGAGACAUCACAAGAUGCACCGUAAGGUGAGAAGCCAAAUUUUAUAGAGGAGCCACCUGCAGAAAAAGCGGAAAAUCCUACUACCCUAGAAGUUGAGCCGCCUGUAGAAGAAGCGGAUCAUACUACUUAUGGGAGUAGUGUUUUAAUGGAUCCACCAUAAGAGUUGCCAGUACAAGAUGAUGAAUUUACUUAGGUAAAAAGAUCUAUAUCUUUAGGAUCUAUACCUGAAGUAAAAGUUAGCAAUAAUGUUAAUAAUGUCACUUGUCGUAGGCUAAUUAGUCGAGCUUCAUCAGUCAUAUUCUCUGAUUCUAGAUUAUGUCCGAUUGAACCGUCCUCGUUUGAUCUUGUAGAGAAAAUGAAUUACCUCUUCGUUCGAGUUAUAAAAGCUCGAUCGCUACCCACAGUUGGUUGGCCUAUUGUAAAAAUUGUUGUUUCCGACGGCCAUGUUGUAUCAAAGCCAGCCCAAAAAAUAGUAUUGUUUGAGUGGUACCAAACGUUUUCUUUCAAUCGGGACGCACCUGAUUCCUCUUCUCUCUUGGAAGUAUCAGUGUGGGACCUAAAUGCCAAGUCAUUUGAUCCUACAUCCGAUGUGGAAGGACAUGUAUUUCUAGGUGGAAUUUGCUUUGAUGUGAGUGAGAUCCCCCUACACCCACCUGAUAGUCCUUUGGCUCCACAAUGGUAUAGGCUUGAAGGAGGUGGGGCUAAUAGAGGUGAUCUAAUGCUUGCCACUUGGACUCAAGCUGAUGAAUCAUUUCCUGAAGCGUGGAAGACCGACACUGCCGGUAAUCCUGCUUCUAAAUCCAAGGUAUAUCAAUCUCCUAAAUUGUGGUAUUUGAGAUCUUCAGUGAUAGAGGCACAAGACAUUUUGCAGUUGACACAUUCAAAGAAGUCAUCAUAUCACAUCAAAGCCCAAUUAAGAUUACAAGUUCAAAAGACCAAAUCCAUCUCCACAACUAGUACUGGAUCUCCAUCUUGGAAUGAAUACUUGGUCUUUGUAGCAGCUGAACCAUUUACUAAGCACUACUUGCUAUUUUUCCUAAUAGAAACGGACAGGACAGCGAAAGAGCAAACCGUCCUUGCAGUUGCUAGCACACCGCUCACCACAAUCAAGCGUCAGGUGGAUGAUCGUAAGGUGGUGUCCAGAUGGUUCAUAUUUGAAGAUCCUAAUGAAGAGAAGAGAUUUUACAAAGGUAGAGUCCACUUUCGCCUUUGUUUUGAUGGUGGAUAUCAUGUGAUGGAUGAAGCAUCCCAUGUUUGUAGCGAUUACCAUCCAACUGCAAGGCUACUAUGGAAAGCACCAAUUGGGAUUGUUGAAUUAGGGAUUAUUGGGUGCAAGAACCUGUUGCACAUAAACGGCAAGGGGUCUACGGAUGCUUAUGUAGUGGACAAGUAUGGCAACAAGUGGGUACGCACUCGUACCAUAUCUCAUAGUUUAGAACCUAGGUGGAAUGAGUAGUACGCUUGGAGAGUUUAUGAUCUAUCCACUGUGUUGACUAUCAGAGUAUUUGAUGGCUGCUGGGAAGUAGUAUUCGAAUCAAAUGAGUGCAUGAGGUCAGAUAUUCGAAUUGGUAAGGUGCGUGUGCGUAUUUCUACAUUGACAACAGAUAAAGUGUACAACAAUACUUUCCCAUUACUUUUGUUAUCACAAGCUAGUUUGAAGAAAAUGGGGAAGAUUGAAUUAGCAAUGAGAUUUAUAUAUGCUGUACCAACGCUUAAUUUCUUACAUGUCUAUUCACAACCAUUUCUUCCCAUGAUGCAUCAUGUAAAUCCCCUUGGCAUGUGUCAACAAGAUAGUUUAAGGAUUGCAGCUGUCAAAAUAGUAGCAAGCCACUUGACAAGAUCUAAGCCUCCUCUUAGGGGUGAGGUUGUGACUUACAUGUUUGAUGCCGAUUCACAUUCAUUCAGCAUAAAAGUUUAUGCAAAUUAGUUCAGGAUCAUUAAUGGCAUCGCUGGGGUAAUUGACAUUGUCAAGUGGGUAGAUGACACACGUGGCUGGAGGAAUCCGACUACAACUUUACUUGUGCAUGCACUUUUGGUGAUGCUUGUGUGGUUUCCCGACCUGAUCAUACCUACAUUCGCCUUCUAUGUGUUUGUGAUUGGUGCAUGGAAUUAUAGGUUCAGAUUGCGAUAUACUUUACCCCACUUUGAUCCAAAGAUAUCACUGGCAGAGACACUUGACAGAGAUGAGCUUGAUGAAGAGUUUGAUGCAUUGCCUUGCACUAGACCAAAUGAAUUGGUACAAGCCAGAUAUGAUAAACUGCGCACGCUUGGGGUACGGGUCCAAAAAAUCUUGGGAGAUUUCGCAACGCAAGGGGAGAGAGUGCAAGCAUUGGUAACUUGGCUUGACCCUCGAGCCACAGGGAUAUUUAUUGGGUUGUGCUUUGUGGUGGCAUUCAUUUUGUACUUGAUACCAUCUAAAAUGGUGUCUAUGGCCUUUGGUUUCUACUUUCUCCCCCAUCCCAUAUUUAGGGAAAGAAUGCCUUUCCCUGCUUUGAAUUUCUUUAGAAGGAUGCCUUCACUUUCAGAUAGAAUGCUCUAGUUCUAUUUAAGUACG